GCCAAGGAGAGGGAGGAGAGCAGGAAGACAGUUCACAAAUUGAGCCAGGCUUGCAGAGAGGGACUGAGGCUGUGCUUGGCAACAUUCCAGUGGCUGGAGAUUCAAGAAAUGAAGAUUCUGUCCUUAGGACUUAGCUAAAAAUCCUCUUCUAACAUAGACUACCCACCUUGACUCCUCAAGCUGAACGUGACUCUGACUCAUAGGAUUUUAAACCAUCAGUUGACUUGAGUGGCGAAAGUAACUCCAAAGCAUCAAGAAAGAAUAAUCUGAAAUAAAAAGAUCAAUAUGGCCAUGCCAGAGAAAUCAAGUUGUACCAAAUCAAGCAAGGAUUUCAGUCAUUUUCCUGAGAUUGUUGAACUCAAUGUGGGUGGUCAGGUGUACAUCACUCGCUAUCCCACUUUGGUCAGUGUUCCUGGAUCCCUGCUCUGGGAAAUGUUCAGUGAAAAGAAUCCUUGCUCCCUAAUCCAGGACAACAAAGGGAGGUUUUUUGUAGACCGGGAUGGUUUCCUCUUUCGCUAUGUGCUAGACUACAUGAGAGACCGGAAACUGGUGCUUCCUGACCACUUUCCAGAGUGUGGUCGGCUCCAGAGAGAAGCAGAGUACUUCAAGCUACCGGAGUUAGUGAAGAUGUUGGCUCCUAAAAUCAACAUGGUCAACUCAGUUGGCAAUGAUUUAUGCCAAAGUGAUCUAGAAGAGCUUUCCACCAACAUUGACAUCGCAUGUAACCUCUCUUCAAAUAAUAACAUCCAAGUUAGUGGUCCUGGUAACCCGCCAGCUCUGACAGCAAAUACUCAUUCUGACCUCAAGAAGGCAGGUUUCAUCACUAUUGGCUAUCGAGGCUCCUAUACUCUGGGUCGGGAUAGCCAAACAGAUGCCAAAUUCCGCCGCGUGGCCCGAAUCAUGGUGUGUGGUAAGAUCUCAUUGGCCAAAGAAGUAUUUGGAGAUACUCUAAAUGAGAGCAGAGACCCUGACCGUCCUCCUGAGCGAUACACUUCUCGAUAUUACCUCAAAUUUAACUUUCUGGAACAAGCCUUUGACAAACUAGCUGAUGCUGGCUUUCACAUGGUAGCAUGCAAUUCCACUGGCACCUGCACUAUCACCCAUGAUCAGACAGAUGACAAGAUCUGGACCUCUUACACUGAAUAUGUUUUCUGCCGGGAGUGACACUUAAAAGAAAUCACCCAGAAAAUACAAACCAAACAGCCAACUCUCUCCCUUCUCUAUUCCUGUGCCAACUAUCACUUUUAGAAAUAAACAGAUUAAUUUUUUGACCUAUAAAUCUUGGACAAUGUCAUUCUCUUCACCAUAACCAUUUGAACUUUUUUUGGUAACUUCCUUCUUACACAUACCAUCCUAUCUGGCUUCCAACCAGUCUUGGAUUGUGAAGUUGGAUGUCAUUUCAUGAAAAAUAUUCAAUGCACAGGCAUAUGUGCAUGUACAUCACUAUAAAUAGUAGAGAUGUAUUUCUUGAGUGAAUGUAGGUAGAUAAACCCACAGGAUUUAGUUAGUUAGCUGAAAAAUGCUAAGCCAUGGUUUCCAAACUACUUCUCAGCACCACAUCUUGGAAUUGCUUAUAUACCUUGCUGUUUGUAUUCUCCUAAAGAAAGAAAGCUUCGUGUAUACUUAUUCUGAAGUCGAGACCCCCCUACAGUAAAUGUGAAUAUGCUUUGUAAACUGUUAUUGCUAUUCUUUUUUGUCCAGAUGGAAUGGAAGAAACUGGCAGGCAUCUUCCAGGAGGUUCAUAGAAAGGCCAAUCAAUCCUAUGAUUAUUAAUUAUUCUUAUUAGAAGAUGGGUGUAAAGACAACAGUUAACAAAAGUAAUUAAUGCCAAGAACAGGAGGCUUAGCACUUGAAUUGCCUUUACUUAGAAAGGAGAGUGAGGGUGAGCAUCAUGACUAUUACACAGGCAUGAGUAGGUAUGCCCUUUUAUUUUUUAAUUUUUUAUUUAUAUUUAUAUUUAUUUUUAUUGUCUAAAGUUUUAAUAUGUCUCCUUUUCCCCCAAAUGACACCCCCCAGCCACUCCCACCCCAGGCAAGCCUCCACCGCCCCAGUGUCUGUGUUCCAUUGGUUAUGCUAAUAUGCAUGUAUCCAAGUCCUUCGGUUGCUCUCUAAUGCCUCUUCCCCUACCAUUUGUCUCUAGAUUGAUCUAUUCUUGUUCAUCAAAUUAUGUUGAUCAUUAUAUCCCACAUAUGAGUGACAUCAUG
Messenger RNA from Pipistrellus kuhlii (Kuhl's pipistrelle), 2204 nucleotides. RefSeq names its product BTB/POZ domain-containing protein KCTD12-like. The transcript has 3 exons. Bases 286 to 1164 code for a protein of 292 amino acids. The record is from RefSeq and is a predicted model, not a curated record. NCBI's taxonomy places the organism in Eukaryota, Metazoa, Chordata, Mammalia, Chiroptera, Vespertilionidae. Gene Ontology annotation, molecular function: protein binding. Gene Ontology annotation, biological process: regulation of G protein-coupled receptor signaling pathway; protein homooligomerization.